Messenger RNA from Funneliformis mosseae, 1986 nucleotides. Lineage: Eukaryota; Fungi; Glomeromycota; Glomeromycetes; Glomerales; Glomeraceae. The record is from the annotation of a GenBank genome assembly.
AUGCUCGUUCUUUUUGAAACGGCCGCUGGUUACGCGUUGUUCAAAGUAUUAAACGAGGAUAAAUUAGAAGAACCGAAUGAGCUAUGGAAAGAGGUAAAACUUGUGAACUUUCAAAAAUUUGAAAACAUGAAUGAAGCAGUAAUCUCUGUUAGCGAUCUUUUGGAAGGAAAGCUUUCAAAAGAUUUGAAAAAUUUUUUGAAAGAGUCAUUUGAUAAUAUGGAGUUAUCAAGUGAACAACUUGCUGUUAUUGAUCCAAAGAUUGGUACCACCAUCAGCAAAAAGUUUGGUAUUCAAGUUGUGUCUGACAAAAUCAUUAUGGAGUUGUAUCGAGGAAUUAAGCAACAGCUUGACGCGUUAAUGACUGGCAUUAAAGCUGAUGAUAUAAAUCAGAUGGUAUUGGGUCUUUCUCAUUCCUUGUCUCGCCACAAGUUGAAAUUUUCACCAGAUAAGGUGGAUAAUAUGAUCAUCCAAGCGAUCGGUUUGUUGGAUGAUCUGGACAAAGAAUUAAACACUUACGCAAUGAGAGUUAAAGAAUGGUAUGGCUGGCAUUUUCCAGAAAUGUCAAAAAUUGUGGUUGAUAAUUUGGCGUAUGCCAAAAUAAUUAAGGCUAUGGGUUUCAGAACUAAUGCACAGACAACAGACCUUUCGGAGAUACUUCCGGAAGAUUUGGAAAAGGAAUUGAAAGAAGCAGCCGAGAUAUCUAUGGGAUCUGAAAUUGCAAGAGAAGAUAUUGAUAAUAUUGUAAUGGGAUGUGAACAAAUAAUCAGCUUGACUGAAUACCGUGCAGAACUUUAUGAGUAUCUUAAAAAUCGAAUGUUGGCAAUCGCACCAAAUUUAACUACUCUAGUAGGCGAAUUGGUUGGAGCCAGAUUGAUUGCACAUUCAGGAAGUUUACUUAAUCUUGCCAAACAUCCAGCUAGUACUGUUCAGAUUUUAGGUGCAGAAAAAGCUCUUUUUAGAGCUUUGAAAACUAAAAAUCCUACACCCAAAUAUGGUUUAAUUUAUCACGCUAGUUUGGUUGGCCAAGCAUCUCCCAAAAAUAAAGGCAAGGUAGCUAGAAUACUUGCCACAAAAUCUUCUCUCGCGACUCGUUUUGAUGCUUUAUCUGAAGACAAAGAUAUACAGGCAGAAAUGGGUCAUUCGAAUCGUAAAUACGUUGAAUCAAGAAUAAGAUCAUUAGAAGGACGUAAUGGUGCGGGCACUAGUCAAUCAGUUGGAACCAGUACUGCCGGUAUUAAACGUAAAGCCGAAGAAAUGGCUGCAACAGAAGAAGAAAGUGACGAAGAUUCUACUGAAGAAGAGUCCGAGCAACAUGACAGUACUAAAUCUAUAAAAUCAAAGGAUAAAAAUAAAAAAGCCAAGAAGCAAAUUAAAGUCAGUGCUGGCGGCACAAAACAUAAAGCUAAAGAAAUAGUUUCUACAGAUGAGGAGGAAAGUGAAGUAGAGUCCGCUGAUGAAAGCUCCACUGAAGAAGAGUCUGAUCAAGAUGAUAGCAUUAAAUUUGAUAAAUCAAAAGAUAAAAUUAAGAAAGAAAAGAAGCAAGGACAAUCGGCCGGAACAAGCACCGCUGGUACAGAACGCAAAAUCAAAGAAGAAAGUCAAUCUGCUAAAGCCAGUACAUCUGGCACAAAACGUAAGGCUGAAGAAACAGAUGAGGAAGAAAGUGAGCAAGAUUCUACUGAUGAAGAGUCUGUGAAAACUGAAUCUAAGAAAUCAAAGGAUAAAAGCAAGAAAUUAAAGAAGCAUAAAAAAGAAGUUAAGCAAGAAAAAAAGCAACCUUCGAAAGUUAAGGAUAGUAAGGAGGAGAAGAAGGACAAAUCUAAAAAAUCAAAAGAUAAAGAUAAAAAAGCAAAGAAGCAAAAGAAGGAAGAUGAGCAAGAAAAGAAACAACCUUCAAAAGAGGUAAAAGGCAAAAGUAAGGAUGAUAAGAAAAAGGAUAAAAAAGAAAAGAAAAAGGAGAAAUCCUCUAAAAAGAAGGAACUCUGA